GCUGCACACAGAGGGGCAGUAGCUGAGCCCCCCCUGACAGGGCUGGUAAUGAGCUGCUGCUGAGGUUAAUGGAGAGACUCAGCAGAUAACCGGGGAUGAGGACAUGAAAGAGAAGUGAUUGUGAGAGAACAGAGAGGCGUUAUCUGCAAAGGGUGUCAGGAAGAGGGUAGGGACAUACAGAGGGGGAAGCAGGGAGCUGCAGCCAGUGAAUGAGAGACAUAGGAGGAGACUGCAGGGACAGAGCAUGUGUAACAGAGUCCAGUAACCAGGGACAACCACACAAGCAGCACAGACACUGCCUGCACAGUAAGCAGAGAAGGAGCAUCAAGCAGAGAGGCCACAGUGUGCAGCAAGCAGAGGGGGUGCAGAAAGGAGAGGCCACAGUGUGCAGCAAGCAGAGGGGGUUCAGAGAGUCUAGAGGCCCAGUGGGCAGGCGGCAGAGAGGGAGCAGUGUGCAGGCAGCAGAGAGGGAGCAGUGUGCAGGCAGCAGAGAGGGAGCAGUGUGCAGGCAGCAGAGAGGGAGCAGAGGCCGCAGGCAGCUCAGGGGCCUCCACCAUUGUCGGCACCGAGGAGAGAGGCGGAAACCUGAGCUGCAGGAGCCACAUCUCCCUCCCAUACACACACAGACGACUUCGGGGAGGCUGCAGGAAGCGCCUCGUCUGCCCGGGGACAUCUGGAGGCUGCGAUUCAUGAAUUAAUCAUCAGGCUCCGAGACAAUGGGCAAAUCCAACAGCAAACUGAAGCCGGAGGUGGUGGAGGAGCUGACCAGGAAGACCUACUUUACAGAGAAGGAAGUGCAGCAGUGGUACAAAGGCUUUAUCAAGGACUGUCCUAGUGGUCAGCUGGACGCCACCGGAUUCCAGAAGAUUUAUAAGCAAUUCUUCCCAUUUGGAGACCCCACAAAAUUUGCCACUUUCGUCUUUAAUGUUUUUGAUGAGAACAAAGAUGGGAGGAUUGAGUUUGCAGAGUUUAUCCAGGCCUUGUCGGUGACUUCACGUGGGACGCUGGAUGAGAAGCUGAGAUGGGCUUUUAAGCUGUAUGACCUGGACAAUGACGGGUACAUCACACGGAACGAGAUGCUGGACAUAGUGGACGCCAUUUAUCAGAUGGUGGGGAACACGGUAGAGCUUCCCGAGGAGGAGAACACCCCAGAGAAGAGAGUAGAUCGGAUUUUUGCAAUGAUGGACAAGAACUCAGACGGUAAACUCACCCUGCAAGAAUUCCAAGAAGGAUCAAAGGCAGACCCAUCAAUUGUGCAAGCGCUGUCACUAUAUGACGGGCUGGUAUAGAGACCACCGACCACAACUGUGUGUAAGUGACCUG
This is a messenger RNA of Bufo gargarizans (Asiatic toad), 1323 nucleotides long. RefSeq names its product neuronal calcium sensor 1. The transcript has 7 exons. Gene Ontology annotation, molecular function: calcium ion binding; calcium sensitive guanylate cyclase activator activity. The record is from RefSeq and is a predicted model, not a curated record. NCBI's taxonomy places the organism in Eukaryota, Metazoa, Chordata, Amphibia, Anura, Bufonidae. The coding region runs from base 717 to 1289 and encodes 190 amino acids.